Papaver somniferum (opium poppy) is the source of this 2930-nucleotide messenger RNA. RefSeq names its product THO complex subunit 5A-like. Gene Ontology annotation, biological process: positive regulation of DNA-templated transcription, elongation; mRNA export from nucleus. The record is from RefSeq and is a predicted model, not a curated record. Gene Ontology annotation, cellular component: THO complex part of transcription export complex. The coding region runs from base 95 to 2545 and encodes 816 amino acids. Gene Ontology annotation, molecular function: mRNA binding. NCBI's taxonomy places the organism in Eukaryota, Viridiplantae, Streptophyta, Magnoliopsida, Ranunculales, Papaveraceae. The transcript is spliced from 8 exons.
AAUACAACAAUUUCCCUCCCACUCCCUACACUUUACUUCUCUUUUCUUCUUCUCUGCACUGUGAAGGAGCGUUCGUGGGGGAGACUAGAGAGAGAUGGGAGAAAUGGAGGUGGAAGAUUCAAAUUCAAUGAUACCAGAAACAGAGGUGAGUAAGGUAAAUAAAACGGCGUACGAAAUGUUGGAAGAGAACAGAAUAUCAAUGGAGGAAAUAGUAGCGAAGAUGUUGUUUAUAAAGAAAGAAGGUAGACCUAAAUCUGAACUUCGAGAACUUAUUACUCAGAUGUCUCUUCACCUCGUCAAUCUCCGCCAGGCAAAUCGAACUAUCUUGUUAGAUGAAGAUCGUGUAAAAGCCGAAACAGAACGUGCCAAGGCGCCGGUUGAUUUCACGUCAUUACAGCUUCAUAACUUGAUGUAUGAGAAAAAUCAUUAUUUGAAAGCUAUAAAGGCUUGUAAAGAUUUCAAGUCCAAAUAUCCAGCUAUUGAACUUGUACCUGAGGAAGAAUUUUUCAGUAAUGCACCUGAAGAUAUUAAGAAAAGAUCAAUGUCCAAGGAAAGUAGCCAUGAUCUUAUGUUAACGAGGCUCAAUUUUGAGCUCUAUCAGAGAAAAGAACUGUGUAAAAAUCGCGAGAAACUGGAACAACAUAAGAAGGGGCUUUUGGAGACAAUUGCAACCAGAAAGAAGUUCUUGUCAAGUCUUCCUUCACACUUGAAAUCUCUUAAAAAAGCUUCUCUGCCUGUUCAACAGCAACUUGGAGUCCUACACUCAAAGAAAUUAAAGCAGCAUAACUCUGCAGAACUGCUUCCACCACCUCUUUAUGUGAUUUACUCGCAGUUCUUAGCACAGAAAGAGGCAUUUGAAGAGAGAAUCGAUUUGGAAAUUCUGGGAAGUAUGAAGGAUGCUCAAAUUUUUGCACAGCAGCAAGCAUAUAAGGAUACUGGUACACCUGCAAGUGCUGACGCAAACAGAUUGGAUGAUGAUGCACCUGAUGAAGAGGAUGAUGGGCAGAGAAGGAGAAAGCGGCCAAAGAAGGUUCCAGGAAGGGAGAACCUUGACCAGGCUGGAAUUUAUCAGUCUCACCCCCUCAAAGUUAUUCUCCACAUAUAUGAUGAUGAGGAUUCUAAUGUGAAGCCUGCAAAAUUAGCCAGUCUGCGGUUUGAAUACUUGCAUAAGUUGAAUGUUGUAUGCGUUGGGGUUGAAGGAUCCUGUGAAGGACCAAAGAAUAAUAUUUUGUGCAAUUUAUUCCCCGAUGACACUGGUACUGAGCUCCCUCACCAGUCUGCUAAGUUAUGUGCUGGUGAUGCUGUUGCAUUUGAUGAAAAGAGAACCUCGCGUCCAUAUAAGUGGGCCCAGCAUUUGGCAGGAAUUGAUUUCUUACCCGAAGUUUCGCCUCUGCUUACAGCCCUUGAAGGUCAAAGCAGUUCGGCAGCUAAAAGUGCUGCCGUUACUUCUGGCCUUUCCCUCUAUCGCCAGCAGAAUCGGGUACAGACAGUUGUUCAAAGGAUUCGCUCUCGUGAAAGGGCUCAGCUGGCUCUUGCGGAGCAGCUUGAUUCCUUAACGAAGCUCAUGUGGCCUUCUCUGAAUAAUGCUGAUGUUCCAUGGGCACUGCAUACACGUUCGUGCAAUCUUAAAAGUUGGUUACCAUUAGGACCUUCAGUUAAUCAAGCUUCAUCCUUGACUGUUGUUGCUGCAGAGCAUCCUGCAGACCCAUUAGACCUUAAUGUAAAUGGAAGUACUGAUAAAUCAAAGGAUGAGAUAGAGUGUGCAAGGGAAGAUGGGGAAGUUCCUUCUGUGGUCCAGGUUCCAGCCCCGAUGACUGAUGAUGCUAAACUUACUCCAGCAGAAGGUCCCAGUCUUGAGCACUCCAGAAGCCUUGCUUUGAUUUCAAAAAGUAUCACUCCCACUUCAAAGAUUGGUAAGUCUCAAAGUUUUAGAAGAAACGAGGAUGAUAUGGAAAUCAUGAUCGAUAAUGAGAGUGACCUGGAUGAGUCCACACAGAUUGAACCAGAGAUGGAUAGGUUAGCAAGUAUUGCUGAAGUGGUUGACAACUCAUGGGAAGAGUACGGGAUCAAAGAGUUCCUUCUUGUCUUGAGUAAGAAGUUCGAUAAAUAUGAGAAGACUAUAAAUUUAGAAGUCAAGAUCAAGAUCAGUAUGGAGUAUCCUGUUAGGCCUCCGCUUUUCACUUUGAGCUUGCACUCCAUUAUGCCUGGAGAAAAGUCUUCAAGUUCGAGGAGGGAUGAUACUGAUUGUUACAAUGAACUCCGUGCCAUGGAAGCUGAGGUGAAUCUGCACAUCUUGAACAUACUGCCUUGGGACUACGAAAACUACAUCUUAGCUCAUCAGGUGAGUUUUCUUGCAAUGCUGUUUGACUUCUACUUCAACGAGGCACCCCCAUCUUCUGAAGGAAGGAAGAGUACUUCAGUGGUUGAUGUUGGUUUGUGUAACCCCGCCAGUGGCAUUAUCCUUUCCAGAUCUUUUAGAGGAAGAGAUCGGAGGAAGAUGAUCUCCUGGAAGGACAUUGAAUGUACUCCUGGGUAUCCCUACUAAAAUUUAAAAGCGGACUCCAACUGCAAAUUUUACUUGUGGGUCGUCUAAUUGCCUAUUCCUUAGUUAACCGAGUGCUGCUUCUGUGUUUGUCUAUCUGGGUUCAUAGGGUUAUAUAACUUAUAAGUAGUAAGGAGGUAGCUGUUUUCUACAUGAAAAAGUCUUAUUUGGAUCUUAACUGCCUUCUGAAAAGCAUUAGCCUUUCUUUCCAACUAGUAAAGGGAUAGCAGGUGUUGAUCCACAAGUGAGUGAAAAACUGAUAUUGGUGCGGAUUGAAAAGGGUAAAUUGUAAUUUAAGCUGUACUUCAUGGUUGUUCGUUUAGAGGCUCCAUUUGUGGUGUAAUAGAUACUUGAAAUGAAACGGGGUUGACCCUACCCAUUCACUUUU